GGGUUGUCUUUCAGUGCCAUGGCCGGCCGCAGUUGUGGCUGUGGCCCGGGCCACCUGAAUGAGGACAACGCGCGCUUCCUGCUGCUCGCAGGGCUCAUCGUGCUCUACCUGCUGGGCGGCGCCGCUGUCUUCUCCGCGCUGGAGCUGGCACACGAGCUGCAGGCCAAGCAGCGCUGGGAAGAGCGCCUGGCCAACUUCAGCCGCGGCCACAACCUGAGCCGCGAGGAGCUGCGAGGCUUCCUCCGUCACUAUGAGGAAGCCACCAGGGCGGGCAUCCGCAUGGACAGCGUGCGCCCUCGCUGGGACUUCACAGGAGCCUUCUACUUCGUGGGCACUGUGGUGUCCACCAUAGGGUUUGGGAUGACAACACCAGCCACAAUAGGAGGGAAGAUCUUUCUGAUCUUCUACGGUCUCAUUGGAUGUGCAAGCACCAUCCUCUUCUUCAACCUCUUCCUCGAACGGCUGAUCACAGUCAUCGCCUACGUCAUGAGAUCCUGUCACCAGCAGCAGCUGCGGAGACGUGGGGUAGUGACCCAGGACAACAUGAAGGCCCCUGAGAAGCGUGAAGCCGACAGCCUGGCUGGCUGGAAGCCCUCUGUGUACUAUGUCAUGCUGAUCCUAUGUUUGGCAUCCGUGGCCAUCUCUUGUGGAGCCUCGGCUCUGUACGCCACUAUGGAAGGCUGGAGCUACUUUGACUCUCUCUACUUCUGUUUUGUCGCUUUCAGUACCAUUGGCUUUGGGGACCUGGUCAGCAGCCAGAAUGCUCAGUAUGAGAACCAAGGACUCUACCGCUUCGCCAACUUCUUCUUCAUCCUCAUGGGUGUCUGCUGUAUCUACUCCCUGUUUAAUGUCAUCUCCAUCCUGAUCAAACAGACUGUGAACUGGAUCCUGAGGAAACUGGAUAGUGGGUACUUCCCACAGUGUCAGAGAGGACUCCUGCGGUCCAGGAGGAAUAUGGUGAUGCCCGGCAACAUCCGGAACAGGUGCAACAUCUCCAUAGAGACGGAUGGGAUGAUGGAGAGUGACACGGAUGGGCGACGUCUCUCAGGGGAGAUGAUCUCCAUGAAAGACACCAACAAGGUCUCACUGGCUAUCCUGCAGAAGCAGUUGUCUGAGAUGGCCAAUGGUGGACCCCACCCGUCCAAUUCAUCCUCCAGGGAUGAUGAGUUCUCAGGGGGUGUGGGAGCCUUUGCAGUAAUGAAUAACAGGUUGGCAGAGACAAGCGGAGAUAGGUAGGAACCAGGAGUAGCUACUAGAUGAAGAGACCCAGGGGCAGGUGGAGGACAAGACACUGUCACGCCCCCAGUGAGCUCAGCUGUGUCCCUGGCUGUUGCUAUCCGCUUCUCAAGUCCAGCUUUUGAAAUCUGAUCUUGGCCUCAGGCAACAGCAACCUCUCAAGGUUAGGAACUGGAGCCUCCUUGCCUGCCUCUUAUUUUACUCUUGAAUUCCAAGUUUUAUAUUGCUGAGGUCCUCACCAUCCCCCAGAGUUUUAAUUGUCUGCGGGAGACGGGUUUCCCUCCAGCUUUAAGUUCCCCAUGAUGGACCAUCACUUGGGAAGGAAAGCCCUGAAGAGCCUAAAUUCUAGCAUGGAACUGUGAAUGGCUGAGUUCACCACUUCACCAGCCCCAAUCUGGGCUUCCCAAGCAUAUUCGUUGUUGGUUCCAUAGAUGGGGAAAAGCAUCAAAUCUUCUCUUUAUACCCGCUUCUCAGUUUGGGAGUCUUUGGUUUAUUGUUUUCUUUGGUUUGUUUUGUUUCCUGUUUGGCUAAUGUAUCUUUGGGAUCUUAUGCGAUAAGACAAUUAAUUCAUCUUCGAGACAUUAAGGCGCAGCAGGGUAACAGCAGUGAAUCAAGGGAGGAGAGCAGCUCCCUGUGUAACUAGAGCCCAGAGCUUAGUUAACGUGUCCUCUUUGAAUGGCUACACAGACUGUCAUCUCACCAGGGCUUGGAGCCUGUUGUAGAGGCAACUGACUAUUUAUUAGAACUGAAAUUUUAAUAAAUUCUCAUUUUGUUAACUAA
Messenger RNA from Microtus ochrogaster (prairie vole), 2016 nucleotides. RefSeq names its product potassium two pore domain channel subfamily K member 13 (gene Kcnk13). Gene Ontology annotation, molecular function: outward rectifier potassium channel activity; potassium ion leak channel activity. NCBI's taxonomy places the organism in Eukaryota, Metazoa, Chordata, Mammalia, Rodentia, Cricetidae. Gene Ontology annotation, biological process: potassium ion transmembrane transport; stabilization of membrane potential. Gene Ontology annotation, cellular component: plasma membrane. The record is from RefSeq and is a predicted model, not a curated record.